UCGUUUCAAGAUUCAAUGACGAGACUGCAAUGGAGAUUGCAAAGCAAUCUGCCCAGAUUUCCUUGCUCAGAGGGAAUCCAACCAAUCCACCUCACUCUAGAGAGUUGGAGAUUAUCGAACUGUGCAACCAUCUUGUGCACGGGCAGAUUCCGGACGCCUUUCCCGGAGCCCAGCCAACAUCGCUGACGCGGCAAAAGGUUGGAGAGCAGCUGUUGCAGGAACCAUAUCUUGUCUGUGAAAAAACAGACGGGGAGCGCCACUUGUUGCUGGCCUAUCAAGGCCAUGUGUAUUUAAUCGACAGAAAGUGCUGUGUGUGGCAUUGCCCUGUGCAGCUCCCUCUGCCCAAUGUUUCCAAUGGAACUUCCAAUGAUGAAAGGUCUGGAAGGGCACCUGGAUGGCAUCACAAUACGCUCUUGGAUGGAGAACUUGUUGUUGAUGCUGAAGAUGCAGAGGGAAACCAGACAUGCCUUCGGUACUUGGUGUAUGAUGCGAUGCAUAUUGGUGAUGAGGACUUGACCCACCGUCCUCUAUUGUACAGAUUGAAGAAGGCACUCUUUGACGUGAUUUUACCAAAGGAGCAGCUUUUGAGUUUUGGGCGAAAAGCCAACGAUACUAUUCAGCUGAUGUUGAAGGACUUCUUUGAGCUUUGGCAGAUCAAAGAUGUUGUUUCCAUCGCUGGCAAAUUGCCACAUGAAACGGAUGGCCUUGUUUUCACUCCUGUCAUGGUACCGUAUGCGCCGGGAACAUGCCCUGCACUCUUGAAGUGGAAGCCCGCGCACAUGAAUACGGUGGAUUUCAAACUGGAGGUUGUGUUUGGCGAUGGAAAGAACAUGCACGUCAAGCUGCUCGUUGGCUACAAGGCUUCUCACAACUGGCGGGUCAAGUUCUCCGGUCAUUGGCUAGCGAAGACAGGUAAAGCCUUCAAGCAGCUUAAGGAGGCUGAUUUUUCUCAAGGCUUUAUGGUUCAAGCACCCAUUGUGCUGUCCGUUGUGCUGUGCGUUUGUCGUCAUGUGGGAGGGAUCGAGCUUCCUAUGGAGCUGCUUCCUCUGCUUCUGGAGCGAGCAACCAACUACUUUGUGGGACCACCGAUAGCAGCGGCGGUUGUUUUUCUUCUUAUACUUGAUGGUGUGGGCGUCCCGGUUGCAGUGGGCAGCUCUACUACGGUGGUGCCAGUGGUGUCGGACUACAUCGUUCCUAUCAUGGGUCUCAGUGCCAUUUUGGCUGUGCUGGCCUUGGCAUUCAUCCUGGUUGGACCCACUGGAGAGAUCAGACGAAGUCCACAAAGCUGCUAUCCAGUCCCUGAUCGGGCGAGAGAUAUUGUGUGGGGAAGGACAACGGAGGAGGUGCAUUCAAAUAUUUGUGGUUUGGAUGGGCAGACCUACUGUACCAGGUGUUUUGUAUGGCGACCCUCUGGAUCGCAUCAUUGCAGAGUUUGCCAGCGGUGUGUGUCAGGAUUCGAUCACCAUUGCAGCUUCUUCGGCCGCUGCAUCACCGCGCGAAACAUGAUAUGCUUUCAGUUGAUAAUUGGGCUUCUGUUUCUGGCGUUUGCUGCUCAAGCACUCACCUUGAUGAUCGCCUACACCGCACCGAGUCCGGCUGCUUCAGCGCCGGUGCCUCUGCAGUAUCCGAAUCAGCCCUACCAAAGUGGCUACCCACAGCCCACGUACAGCCAAGCAAUAAGCUACCACAGCUACCAGCCAAACUACAACUAG
This is a messenger RNA of Cladocopium goreaui, 1712 nucleotides long. NCBI's taxonomy places the organism in Eukaryota, Dinophyceae, Suessiales, Symbiodiniaceae. The record is from the annotation of a GenBank genome assembly.